UUGCCAGGUGGGAGCAGCUGCGGCGCCGGAGGGAGCGAGCGCGGCGCCUCCAGGUCACGAUGUCACGACGCUGGGGCUAUAAAGUGGAAACCCUCGUCCUCAGCGUGGUCGGGUUUAGCUGCCUGCUCUUCCUCCUCCAGUCGCACAAGAGCAGCCCCCUCCUGGAAGUGGCAGAAACCCCGGUGUCUCCCACGGCCACCACCCCCAGAGCCCCAGAGCCUCUUCCCGAGUGCCGGCAGAACGCCUCUGUGGCUAACAUCUCCGGCUUCACUGAGCUGCCCGACCACAUCAAGGACUUCCUGCGUUACCGCCACUGCAGGGCCUUCCCGCUGCUGCUCGACCUGCCCGAGAAGUGCGGUGCCCCGGAGGCCUCCCACCAGGUCUUCCUGCUGCUGGCCAUCAAGUCCUCCCCAGCCAACUACGAGCGCCGCGAGAUCAUCCGCAAGACCUGGGGGCAGGAGCGCACCUUUGCCGGCGUCCACAUCCGGCGCAUCUUCCUGUCUGGCGUGGCAGCCAACGCCCGGGAGGCGCGCAAGCUCAACCAGCUGCUGCUCCUGGAGCACGCGGAGCACGGCGACGUCCUGCAGUGGAGCUUUGUGGACAGCUUCUUCAACCUCACCCUCAAGCAGCUGCUCUUCCACGCCUGGCUGGAAAGCCACUGCCCGGGUGUCCGCUUCGUCUUCAACGGGGAUGAUGACGUCUUCGCCAACACUGACAACAUGGUCCACUACCUGCUGGGGGUGCCCGGCGCUGGGGAUCAGCACCUUUUCGUAGGCCAACUCAUCACCAACGUGGGCCCCAUCCGUGAGAAGUGGAGCAAGUACUACGUGCCGGAGCAGGUCACCUCCUCCAAGUCCUACCCACCCUACUGUGGGGGUGGGGGGCUGUUGAUGUCCGGCUACACCUGCCACGCCAUCUACCAGCAGGCGCUGGGCAUCCAGCUGUUCCCCAUCGACGACGUCUACCUGGGCAUGUGCCUGGAGAAGGCAGGGCUGGCGCCUGCCUCCCACAUAGGCAUGCGGACGGUGGGCGUGAGGGUGCCCUCCUCCAAGCUGGAGUCCUUUGACCCCUGCUACUAUAAGGAGCUGCUCCUGGUACACCGGUUUUUGCCCUAUGAGAUGCUGGUGAUGUGGGAAGCCAUCCACCAGCCGGACUUGGUCUGCGGGAAGAAGGUGGAGAUUUACCAGAGUUAGUGAGGUGUCAUGAGGAAGGGGUGCUCUGCCUGCUGGGGGAGGGGGUUGCCCUGGUCUGGAAGGGCCCCAAACACUCUUGCUGCAGGGGCUGUCGCAAGGAGUUGUGACCAGGGGUUUGGCUUGGACAAUCUGCCCCAUGCACUCCCUUCCUCAGAAAUGCAAGAGAGGCUUUGGGAGUGCUGGCAUCAAGCUGGCAUGAAACCCGGGGCUGCCGAUGUCUUGGGAAUUGGGCAACCCUGCCUCAUUACUCGCUGGCCACAGGAUCCAUGGAGGGUGGCCGAUUCCUGUUGCCCAAAUCCAUCCUGCAAUGACAAAGUCCCCCCAGAUCCCUUUCUGGACGGUGGAUGAGCCUGGCCCUGGGGGGGGAGGGUCAUGGGUCAGUGUUCUCAUGGGGGAGGGGGCAUGACCACCUUCUGGGUUCCACCCCUUUUCUAGAAGACAAGCUGCAAAUGGGGGUGAGCAUCACAGCCUCCCAAGUCAGACUGAUGUACACUGAUUGUAGUGCCUAGUUUGUCCCUCUUCCUCAAGGGAAUUAUAGCUCCAGUCUUGUUUCCUCCUGAGGCAGGCUGAGGGGCCACCCAGGCCAACUCUGCUCAGGUGUAAGGCAAGCCCCCCCUCCCUUCGCAAUUGGAUAGCAGAGAGGCCAGCCCACAAGGCCCCUCUGGGUGGGUGGCCGGACCCCGCUGGGGGGCUUUGUCCCCACUUGCUCUCUCCAAUCUCUCAGGUGCCAGAAUGUGCCUCUGGUGCUCACCUUUCUGCCUGGGGGGCAGCUCAGGUGGCCCCCCUCCCCUUUGGAGAACAAGCAAAGGCUCUUCAGCUGCCAGGAAAGGCCAGGAGGAGCUGUGGGGAGGGGCUCAGUUCCUGACUUAGGUGGACCAGAGUUGUGGGAGGAUGUUGGGGGGUCGCAUCCUGGCCUAGGCUCAGCCCCCACCCGCAGCUGCAGGGCCACUGCCCCUUCCCCACAGAGCUUCCCCACCUGGUUCUAGCCUACCUCCCUGGGUCUCUUGCCUUCUGUGAGGUGUGGGGCAGUCCUUUCGGUCCCCCACCCCCUUUUGAGCCAGAAAGGCUGAACCUCAACCGCAGGGUCUUUGCCCAUCCACCCACGGAUGGAAAGGGCCUCUCCAGAGCCUUUGCGUUGUUGCCUUCGUGGCCGGUGGGGGGAGGUGCAGGCCAUCUUGGGCAGGGGUCCCCCUGGGCGGGGUGGGGCGUGUCCCCCAUCCCGGAGCAAGGCCGGGCCCCGGUGCUGCGUUGCUCGACCAACCUGGCUGCAUUUCUCCCCCAGUGCAGGGAGCCUCUUGACCCUCAGGGAACCGCUUUUCCGGAGGGGUGACCCUCGAGUGGGGGGUGCCCUCCCCUCUUUUGCGGACUGAUGAAAGAAUAAAAAUGCCUGGAGAGUUCUUAAAAUCGUUUCUUAUCGGCAAAGGGAAGUUGAAAGCAGCCGCCACUCCUUUGGGCUUUAGCCAGCUGCAAAGCCUUCGGACUGAGCUCAGGGUGCAGGUGAAGCGGCCAGGGGUCAAAAAACACUCUGUGCAAGACACCCCUGUGAAGUUGCUCAGCAGGCCUGUCUACUAUCGGUGCUACCGACCUGGUCUUGCUCUGGAAAUCAUGGGGCCAUCUGGGCGUUUCCCUGUUUGCACACUGUCUUCCACUCUCACUCCUUGCCCAGUUACUGGGGCCCUGAAGAAGUUGUGCAACUGAACCGGCUGCUUUCUGGUCGCCCUUUAAGGGCCCGGCUGAAGCGAAGGGCCGGAGCAACAGUGGCAGGUGGGCCCCGUUGGCCACGGCUCCCUGGACCCGCUCUGGAGCCUCCUUAAGCAAGCCAGAUGUCAGGUGGCAGGUCGGCCCCCUGGAACCUUUUCUCUGCUUUCAUUGCACCUUUUAUGACUUCGUCCUUAUGUACUGUUCCAGUAAAAGGUAGUUAUUUAUUUUACGAUCUUCCUGGCUUUGGAGGUGAAAUGGCACUGAAAUGUAAUAAACAGGCUGAUGAAAGGAGAAGUUUCACCUUGGGUUGCCUCUCUGAACCUAGAGGAUGGCAGCCUGCGUCCUGGAAAGGAGGUGGAGGUACUCAGCUGUUACCCGCGGGCGGGCGGGCGAGGCGCAGCACCACACCCAGAUCCCACUGUUGACACUCCAGGACUCCGUCUGAGGUGGACUUUAGUCCCCAUCCACGGGAGGGCUGGGCAUUGCGGAAGCCGACCUCUAAGAGCCUCUGGGAAGGUAAGCCUGGCAGGUACUUCGGGUUCCACCCUGAGAAGCGCUUCAGACCUCUGGACAAUCUUAUUUGGCACCCACUUUGAUGACAACAAAAAUAAAAAUAAACAUCCUCCCCUCCAAAAG
Molecule: messenger RNA, 3530 nt
Organism: Pantherophis guttatus
Lineage: Eukaryota; Metazoa; Chordata; Lepidosauria; Squamata; Colubridae
Gene: B3GNT3
Product: UDP-GlcNAc:betaGal beta-1,3-N-acetylglucosaminyltransferase 3
Biological process (GO): poly-N-acetyllactosamine biosynthetic process; protein O-linked glycosylation
Cellular component (GO): Golgi membrane
Molecular function (GO): hexosyltransferase activity; UDP-glycosyltransferase activity
Source: RefSeq, a predicted model, not a curated record